CGGGCUUGUCCUUUCCGAGGAUUUAUUUUCCUUUUGAUGACGUAUGUGUAUGCGGAGGGGGUCGUUCACAGUGUAUAGGUGCCCACUGAGGCCACACGCAUUGGAUUCUCUUGGAGCCGGAGUUACAGGAAAUGUGAGCCGCCCAGCUUGGAUGUCAGGACCCCAAGUCAGGUCCUGUGUAAACAUCAGGGACAAGCAGUGUGUGCCGUGUAUUUUGUGUGGUGCCUGGAAAUGCGAAGGCACACCGCUGGUAGUAACUGCGGCCCCAUUCCUGUUGAAGCUUCAGGACCGACAGGGUAGCACAUCGGCUUCGGAGUUCAGAUCAGAUAAGUCCUGGAGGAGAGAGAGGCUGUGUUUGCCGGGACUCUCUGUUCGGGUAGCAGCCAGCCCUGGCGCGCGCCCGGCAGCAGUUAGGGGUUAGCGAGCAGGACACAGAGUCAGCUCCUCCUCCUAGGCUCUUCUCUCCCUGAGUAAGACAGCUCCAGACUGCGCCACUGCCGGCAGACACCAUGCGGCUCCAGGCCUCCUUCUCGGUUUUCCUGAUCCUCGCCUUCUGCCAAGAGCUUUGCUCAGAACCAAGUAAAGUAUUCAGAAAGCCCUUCCCAGAGCUAUGCAAACUCCCUAUGGAAAGGGGUGAGUGUCAAACCAUGCAACUGCGAUGGCACUAUAACAUCAAAUCCGGCAAGUGUGAGCGGUUUAGCUACGGAGGCUGUGGAGGCAACGAAAACAACUUUCUGACCAGAAAUCAGUGCCGCUUAGCCUGCAGACGUUCCUGAUUUAUCAAGCCUGUACAGCUCUCCAUGAAGUCAAGCUCCCUAUGGGAUCCCCUAAGGCUUUUUGUGUGUGAAUAAAAAAAAAAUGCAUUCCUCUAAAUAUAUUUCCCUAAAGUCAAUUCUGUCUCAGAAACUGCACAAAUGUUGGCAUCCUGCUUAAAAAUCUUUCCUUGUAAAAUACAA
Molecule: messenger RNA, 956 nt
Organism: Alexandromys fortis (reed vole)
Lineage: Eukaryota; Metazoa; Chordata; Mammalia; Rodentia; Cricetidae
Gene: Spint3
Product: serine peptidase inhibitor, Kunitz type 3
Exons: 2
Coding region: 510-776 (88 amino acids)
Molecular function (GO): serine-type endopeptidase inhibitor activity
Source: RefSeq, a predicted model, not a curated record